GACCAUGAACGCGGCGUGCGUGAACACGGAAAUAGGCGUGUCGUAAACAUUUCUGCCCGGGUUUUGGGUGCAAGAUGAUCUGUCCUCUCAUACAAUUAUUUAUGUGAGCUUGCAUUUGACAACAUCACGGACAUGUCUGAGAAGGAGCUGAAGGAAGCAUUUGUCAGUAAUCUCAAUGGGACAACGUUACAAGAAGUAGUAGUGGGUUCAUUCCUCACCCCACUGUGCAUCCUCAAUAGAGCGCUCAUUCUGAUCCUCCACCAUCAAGCCAAAGGGAAUCUCCCUCUGCCAUGUCCUUGGAUUUCUCACCUACUUCUAGAUUUUUCAGUGCUGGUCCUCCCCCUCGUCCUGUCAUGCACCAUCCUGAGUGACGUUCUUCCUCAGGUGGUCCUGAGUUUAACCUUUGUGUUGUUAUGUGUGCUCUGCCACAUCUACCGUACCCAGCGUCACACUAACCCAGGGGACUUCCUCAGCAGGACUGUUCACUUCAAACAGCUUCCCUUCGUGACAAUCUUUAGAGUGAUGGUGAACGUGCAAACGGCCAUCAGUAUUCUCGCCGUCGACUUUAAAGUCUUUCCGAGACGAUACGCUAAGUCGGAAACAUACGGAACUGGCGUUAUGGAUUUUGGUGUUGGGGCCUUCGUCAUGGCGAAUGGUCUGGUUUGCCCGGAAGCACGUGGGAAGAACGUGUCUGGAUCCAAGCUGAAGCACAUCUCUAAACAGAUCCUGUCGGUGUGGCCCCUGGUUGUUCUCGGUGCAGCACGACUUGUCUUUGUCAAAAUGAGCAGCUACCAAGAACAUGUGACUGAAUACGGCGUCCACUGGAAUUUUUUUUUCACACUAGCUCUUGUGAAAGUUCUGACUUCAUUGCUUUUAGUCGCAUUUCCAACAAGAAAGUCGUGGGUUUUAUCGCUUCUCAUCAGUGGAAUGUAUCAGCUUGCUUUGGAGACAACAGACCUCAAGGCUUUCAUCAUGAACAACAAUGACAGAGGAAAGGACUUCCUGCAUGCUAACAAGGAGGGGAUAUUCUCUAUAUUAGGUUAUGUUUCCAUCUACAUGGCAGGAGUUCAGAUUGGAUGCUAUGUGAUGCAGCCCAGAUCCCAUGUUAGAGACUGGAUCAAAGCCAUUUUUAACCUCCUAAUGACGACUAUGGCGCUAUUUUCCGCUUUGUGCACUUGUCAGACUUUCAUAGAACCAGUGUCUCGCCGCUUGGCCAAUUUUCCUUUCUGUCUCUGGUGUGUCGCCCAAUCUCUGCUUUUUAUAUCCUGCAUUGGCGUUGUUGAUUUGAUUGUACUUUUUUCCCAGGCAUGGUCCGGCUGCCGCUUUGUACCAUCGUCAUGGAAUUCAAAUUCAGGCUCGGACAAAAAGAAAGACGACAUGGAAAAGUUGUGUCUUUUUCAAGCCAUCAGUAGGAACCAGUUGUUAUUCUUCUUGCUGUCAAAUGUAUUGACGGGUUUAACCAAUUCGCUAGUCAAAACACUUGAAUGCAGCAAAUUAUUUUCUGUAUGUGUCCUGCUGGCUUACAUGUUCAUGAAUUCCGCUGUUAUGUAUGUUUUACAUCUCUGUGGCAUUACAAUAAAAUUUUGGUAAACAUCA
Molecule: messenger RNA, 1596 nt
Organism: Nerophis ophidion (straightnose pipefish)
Lineage: Eukaryota; Metazoa; Chordata; Actinopteri; Syngnathiformes; Syngnathidae
Product: phosphatidylinositol-glycan biosynthesis class W protein-like
Exons: 2
Coding region: 133-1590 (485 amino acids)
Biological process (GO): GPI anchor biosynthetic process; protein localization to plasma membrane
Cellular component (GO): membrane; endoplasmic reticulum
Molecular function (GO): glucosaminyl-phosphatidylinositol O-acyltransferase activity
Source: RefSeq, a predicted model, not a curated record